AUGACUGACAAGCAGGGUUGGACAGGAGGCCCCUCGACGCGGGGUACUUUCGACAUUCUCUGGACGUGCGUCUCCACGUUAGCAUUAUGUGUAUGGACAGCGGUCCAUCCAAAUAUACCGCUACUUCCUAGUACCAAGAGUUCUCUUCUGACUCGGAUCGGAAUGAUGAUUGUGGCCAUUGUUUUCCCGGAAGUGAUCAUUUCUUCGGCGUGGAGACAGUUGAGAUCAUCUCAAUGGUUACGGAAAGAAAUCAAUCGCAUAGCUCAGAACAGACAGGACAACUAUGCGCAGUACAAGGCGCUUAGGGGUCAUUACUCUCCCCACACUCCUAGGCCGACAGACGAUCAAAGUUCUCAGAAAGCGCUCCUGCCCACCUUCGAAUUUGAGACUGUAUCAGGAGAUACAGCGUUCUCACCAAGUACUUCAUAUCCCAUCAUCGAUUUGAAGACUGGUGGGACAAAACGUGCUUUGAGAGAUAGUGAGGUCGAGAGCAAAUCACUAGUCUGGAAUUCCGAGCAGGCCUUCUUCGCCGUCAUGGGAGGCUUUGCUAUUGAGAAUGAAUACUUGGACGAAAAGAACAUCAAAGUCACCCUCCGACGGAUCCUCACCGUCAACGGCGUUCUUCAGUUGGCCAAGCUUGGCCUCAUGCCUGUGAUCGACCCAGAAGAUAUCAGCGAACGGAGCAAAGCUGACAACAUAGCCAAGAUAUUUGUCCUGUCGCAAAUCAUAUGGUUCGCGCUCCAAGUCAUAGGAAGACUAGCCUCAAAGAUACCUGUCACUCCACUCGAGAUCCAUACUGCUGUCCACGUCGCAUGUACGAUUAUUAUGUACCUUCUGUGGAUGAAGAAACCCUAUGAUGUACGAGGAUCGGUGCCUCUCAACAAUCCUGACGCGAAGGAUAUAGCAGCUCUCUGCAAUUUCUACACAAUCGCAGCAAAACUUCAUGCCGAAGCAUACAUCAAGUAUGAGAACGCUCGGGUGGCCUAUUGGAAAGACCGAGUCGUACGUGCUGCCAACAAUUUACUGGAUCACGAUCCUCCACCGAACCCUCCUAUCAAGGAGGUUUUAACAUCAUCAGUUCACCGAUAUCUAUCAUACGCAACAGAGCUACAUACUUCUUCUAAGAAUGCGGAAGAACAUGUUCUUGUUGCCUUGGCUCCUUCCGCACAGCGCGGCAUAGAGAUCCUACGAAAGCAUGGGCAUUCCUCUGACCACUCCAUUAAUGACUUGAAAUGGAAUCUCCUUUGA
This is a messenger RNA of Mollisia scopiformis, 1248 nucleotides long. RefSeq lists its product as uncharacterized. The coding region runs from base 1 to 1248 and encodes 415 amino acids. The record is from RefSeq and is a predicted model, not a curated record. Lineage: Eukaryota; Fungi; Ascomycota; Leotiomycetes; Helotiales; Mollisiaceae. The transcript is spliced from 2 exons.